This is a messenger RNA of Aspergillus eucalypticola CBS 122712, 1420 nucleotides long. RefSeq lists its product as uncharacterized. The transcript has a single exon. Gene Ontology annotation, molecular function: acyltransferase activity, transferring groups other than amino-acyl groups. The coding region runs from base 318 to 1247 and encodes 309 amino acids. The record is from RefSeq and is a predicted model, not a curated record. Lineage: Eukaryota; Fungi; Ascomycota; Eurotiomycetes; Eurotiales; Aspergillaceae.
AACAGGCAAUCGCCAGCACGGUAGCAUUUGGACAAGAGUAUGCGAUAAAAAGUGUGCAAUAUGAAUCUUUCCGCAGAAGUAAACUGCGAAGCAUUAUCUUAGUUCUUCUAAAAUCAAAUGUGAUCAAUGUUUGCAAUAUACACCAAAUCAGUAACACAGUAGAAACAGCAUAGAUAGCAUUUUGGAACCUGCGUCAGUAUGUUUUCACUCACCACAUCCCACCUGUAUACUUUUCUCACCUCACCGACCACCUCCCAAAACAGCCUCCCUCAUACCAACACCCACACCACCAAAUCCAAUCCACACACAGAACCAAGAUGACUAGCGCCACAAACAACCGUCUAACAACCUCCAUCACCACCACCGAAGCCGACCAAAUGGCCUCCCUGCAUCUCAUAGCAGACAGCAUCGCUCAACAACGCCAACUCGCCGCCCGCUCCAUGCUCACCCACCCAGCCAUGCUCUCCUGCCUUACCUUUUCCCUCAUCAUAACCUACUUCUUCACUCGCGCACUCAGCACCACCUCAUCUUCCGGAGAAGGAGACGAUACCUGCCCGUACCUUCUACUAAUCACCUGGCCCGCCUGCAUCAUGGUGUAUCUCCUCGCCGCAGCACACACGACACAUCCGUACCUAGAGAAAGCAGGCCGUACGGGGACCUGGGUGUGGUUGUGGAGGGGAGGGACGAGGUAUAAGCAUCGGCGGAGAGAGCAAUCACGUUCACCAUCUCGAUCUUCGUCUUCUACAUCUAAAGUGGGAGGAGAUGAUACCCCCGUGCAGAAAGAUCACAGCGGAAGAUACGAAGAAGACGAGGAAAAAGAAGGAGAUGUUAUGCUCGUAACGAAAUACCAAAACCGGGUGAUCGGCACGCUCGUCCUGCGGAUCAUACACACUGAGGAGGAACUCUGGGGCCAUGUGCGGGAUGCGGUGGUAAGGGAACAGCUUUAUCAGCAGUAUACCCCUUCAACUCCAGGAACAGGGUCCUGCCAGCCAGUCGUCGGCGUCAUUAGAGCUUGGACUGUGCAGCAACAUCUUCGGGGAAUCGGGGUGGGGAAGAAUCUAUUGGAGAAUGCGGUUCGGAUUUGUCGGGAGCGGGGGGUGAACGGGCCUGUAUUUUCGGAUUGUCAUGCGAAUGAGGUGCUCGGGUUGCCGGUUGUGUGUAAUGGGGAGUUGCUGAGGAGGGAGAGGUGGGCGAGGGAGGUGUUCGAGAGGGUGAAGAGGGAGGUCGAUGAUGCAGUUGGUGUUUAAGGGGUGAUGGUGCAGGUACCCAUGGGGUGAUGUGAUGUGUGUAGUGCAGUGCAGUGCAGAUGCAUUACACAAUACGGGGUACUUUGCAUUUAACCAUGAGUAUGACGUGAAUGUCACAAGGAGACGGAUGGAAAGAAUGGAAUGAAUGGAAUGGAAUGGAAUGGAUGAUGAAU